AUGUCUACCAACAGAUUCAUCCAGUCUUUCACUCAGGUCCCAAAGGAGCUGUUCCGCCUGAACACAGCGGCUGCUGUUCGCCUCCGCGCUCAGCCAGGCCCUGUGCGACCGCAACGCAGCUUCGAUCUUCUUACAACCGCAGGAAAGGUUCAACCUAAGGCUCUCAAUCCGGCUACUUAUGAAUGGCCAAACGGUGCUUCCAUGCGCCCCAAUUCUGCAGGACAGCAGAAUCUCGUUCGCACUUUCCGGGGCUCUUCGAUCUACGUCUACGCUAUUCCAGCAGGGACUGUUUUGCCUGACGAUCUCAUUCUCGUCCACGAGUUUGGCGACCAUUACUCAUUGCAAGCCCGAAAGGAGAUGACAGUGGAAGAACUGAACUCAAAGAUCAAUGAUUUUCUGACCACCAAGGGGCAGCGAUUCACCAAGGACGAAUGGCUGCAGCGGUACCCUCAGGCGACUGAGUAA
Molecule: messenger RNA, 465 nt
Organism: Aspergillus homomorphus CBS 101889
Lineage: Eukaryota; Fungi; Ascomycota; Eurotiomycetes; Eurotiales; Aspergillaceae
Exons: 4
Coding region: 1-465 (154 amino acids)
Source: RefSeq, a predicted model, not a curated record